Messenger RNA from Cyphellophora europaea CBS 101466, 1665 nucleotides. RefSeq lists its product as uncharacterized. Bases 1 to 1665 code for a protein of 554 amino acids. The record is from RefSeq and is a predicted model, not a curated record. The transcript is spliced from 2 exons. Lineage: Eukaryota; Fungi; Ascomycota; Eurotiomycetes; Chaetothyriales; Cyphellophoraceae.
AUGGAGUCUAUCCUAGACGACUGGCAAGCCAAAGUCGCCAGGAAGCAAGGCGUGGUUCGCAGCAAAGUACCUCAGGAGUGGCGGAUUCCCGAAUCAGUCACUAGUCAGUUACAGUAUCCUCUCGAGGAACAUGCCAACCGGCUGAUUGAGCUGGAUGUUGUCCGCAAGACCGGCAUAUUGACAGACCGGGAAUACAACAUCACCGAGAAUUACACCGUUGCGGAACUGCUCGAAAGCCUUCAAUCUGGAGAUCUCUCCGCAUCUGAAGUCACAUUGGCAUUCUCAAAGAGAGCCUCGAUAGCAGGUCAGCUGACGAACUGUCUCACCGAGACAUACUUCGACGAGGCCAUGGAGCGAGCGAAAGCCUUGGAUGAAAUGCGGGCUCAAGGAGAGCUUGCAGGACCCCUACAUGGCCUGCCCGUCUCGCUCAAAGACUCCUUCCGAAUCACCGGUUCGGAAGCCACCAUAGGCUAUGUGUCGUAUUUGGGAGAGAAAGCUGAGAAAGAUUCACCUUUGGUCGAGAUCCUCCUCGAGCAAGGUGCAAUCAUCUUCGUCAAGACAAAUAUCCCCAUGACGUUGAUGACCGCCGACUCCCACAACAACAUUUUCGGACGGACUCUGAAUCCACACAACACUGCCCUUACUGCUGGAGGCUCAAGUGGUGGUGAAGGUGCUCUCGUUGCCUUUCGAGGAUCUCCUGUUGGAGUGGGUACUGACGUUGCAGGCUCCAUACGAAUCCCGAGCUUGUGCAACGGGACGUACGGAUUCAAGCCCACAGCCGAUCGAGUGAGCUAUGGAGGCCAAGCAGCGCCAGUGGAUCCAGGAGCUGGUGGGAUUGUCGCGGCCGCCGGCCCGAUAGCAAAUGACUUGGAGGGCAUUCAGCUUUGGACAAAGGCGGUUAUCCACGCAGAGCCAGCAAGGUACGACUCUUCGGCUCUCGACAUUCCGUGGAGGGACAUCCAGUCCAAGGACAAGAUGAGAUUUGGCUUGCUCGAAGCGGAUCCGAGAUAUCCGUUGCAGCCACCGAUCCAGAGAGCACUGCGGGAGACUGUUCGCUUGCUCGAGUGUCAAGGUCAUGAAGUGGUGACUCUGCCUGCAACUGAGACACGCCUUGAUCAGGCUGUCGAGAUCGCCUUCGCAAUGUUUGGACUGAUGUCAGAUGGAGGCGUUCGCAUCAAGGCUAGUGGUGAGCCUCCAGUGCCUUCGGUUGUUGCGGCUCUGGCCUUGCUUGAAGGUCUGCACCGUGACCAUAUUAGCGACAUCGUCACCUUGGAUGGCUUGAAGAAACUCGCAGCGCUCACAGUAAAGCGAAGCGCCUAUCAAGACGCCUGGAGACGUCUCUGGAAUAAAUACGAAAUCGAUGCCGUGAUUGGACCGGCCGCACAACACACGGCAGUCCCACACGACAAGUUUCAAGUUCCGGCAUACACGACGCUAUUGAAUUGCCUAGACUAUCCAGCAUGCAUCAUACCAUUCGGCAAGGCCGACAAGACGACGGACAACCAGUCUUUCGAAGUCGGCCCGAACCAAUUGUGUGCGCAGUACGAACCCGACCUGAUGAACGGAGCACCUUGCGUUGUGCAGGUCUUUACCAAGCGCAUGCGUGAUGAAGAAUGCCUUGCAGCCGCCAGCGUUGUCGAUGCAUGUAUCAACACAGAUCGGUAG